ACGGCGUCACGUAGCGCGCUGUUAGCAAACAUGUUUUGAUAAUCGUAUAAAACUAGUUUAUUGUUUACAAAUUUUUCAGUACUAACUCAACAUUCAAAGGAGAAGGUACUCACAGUUUUAAAAGCAAUAAUAUAAAAAGACAUUCAAUUUUACGAGAACUUCAUAUUUUUGAAAGUGACGUGCUAAGAAAGUGAACGAGAGUGAAGUGAAUGUAAAAAGUUUGUUUUGGUUUGCUCGGCUGCGAUUGGCAGAACUGUUAUCGUGCGAUUUUACGUCACUCGUAUCUGUCAUUGAUUUAUUUAUAUUUUUCGUCAAGGCUUUACGUAAAUAUUAGAUUUGCUGCAGCUGUGAAUCGAGACUGCUGCUGUGAUAGCGUGAUAUCCAAUCGUCGAGAGAGUUAUUUGUACUGACUGUGACAUUACGAUAAACUAAAUGUGAAGUGACGGUCGCUAGCGUACGUUUCGCCUAAGAAUUUGCUUUGUAUCUAGAAAUUAGAUACAAAUCUAAGUGACUGGUGUGUAAAUAAAUAAAUAGACUGUGUUUUACGUGCACUGAGAUCGAAUAAAGCUUUAAAUAUGUCGUCGUUGGGCAGUCAGUGGCGGAUUAUUCGGCACUAUCUGUCGAUGACCAACUUGAAUGCUGAAGUUGAAAAACUCGUGCAGAGAAUGAAACCAGCCUCUCCAGAGCAGUGGGACAAUUUAAUUAGGAAAUUUGAAAAAGCAGUCACAGCUAGAUUAUCAACAACAACUAAAGAAAUUGAACCAACCAUUGAAAAGAAGACUGUUACUAAAGAAACUACCGCAAGGGCCACAGAUGAGAAACCCUUUAAAAUACCUAAUCAAGAUGAGAAGUUUCCACAGGAGGGGCUGUCGGUGGGUUCGGAGGCCAAGGAGAUCACCAUGGAAGGUCUAUGGCAAGGGUUGAAGUUGAAGAAGGAUAUUCAUUUUGGGAAAAUAUCGGAGAACAGCUGGAAAUCAAAUAAGCCUAUAGUUACAAAGAGUUCCAUCCAUUCCCGGACCGCAUACGUGAUAUCCGCGCUCGUGACGGCGGAGACGACGGAAUGCCUCAUGAGAAGGACGGUGCACUUCAUCGACCAUUUGAAACAGUAUCCUGAGUCUAGGGACUAUGCUAUUAAGGAAGGUGCCGUGCGUGCACUUUUGAGGGUACAACGAAGACUGAGCGAUGAUAAACCUGUCACCAAAGAGACUGCGGGCAUCGUGAAAGAGGCCCUAGCCCUAAUGGGCUACACUGGCCCCACAAAAGGCCCCGGCCCCAACAUCUUAUCCAUCGACGGCGGCGGCAUCCGAGGCCUCAUCGCCAUUGAAGUGCUAAGACAUUUGGAGAGACUCACAGGCAGGAGAGUGCAGGACAUGUUUGACUAUAUCAUUGGAGUCAGUACGGGGGCUAUCAUAGCUGCUGUCAUUGGCGGAGGCGUGGGUACUCUAGACACGGCCAAUCAAAUGUACAUGACGCUAUCUAAGGAAAUGUUCGGGAACACCUCACUCAUUGGAGGUACAUCUAGGUUAGUUUGGACACAUUCCUACUAUGACACGGAUGCGUGGGAGGCACUACUCAAAAGAAAUCUCGGAGAUUGUACUCUUACGGAGUGCAAUAGGAACGAUACGCCUAAAAUGGCGCUAGUGUCGUGCGUAGUAAACGCCGGCUCAAAACUCUCACCAUUCCUCUUCCGCUCCUACGAAUGUCCGUUCCGGGUCCGUUCAGUGUUCCCCGGAACCGCCCGAGCACAACUGUGGCACGCGGUUAGGGCAUCAGCCGCCGCACCUACGUAUUUCAACGAAUUUAGACUGAACAAUCUAUUACACCAGGACGGUGGCAUAAUGGUGAACAACCCAACCGGCGUCGGCCUCCACGAAGCCAAGCUCCUCUUCGGCGCCAAAGCGCUCCAGAACGGGACGGUCAUUUCCGUAGGCACCGGCAAAGCGUUGCACAAUCACCUGGACUACCAGAGCCUAAGCAAGGGACUACAGAAGGAAGCACCUGGGACCAGCUGGAAGGACAAGUUUAACAAGAUUUUGGACUCUGCUACGGACACUGAAGGUACCCACCUAGUGUUGAACGACCUCCUCCCGCCGGGCAGCUACUACCGUUUCAACCCGCCCCUCAUGGAAGAGUGCGCCAUGGACGAAAUCAACCCAGAGAAGCUGAACAACCUGGUUACGGACACACAGGCCUACAUACGCCGGAAUCAACACAAGUUCCAACAGGCGGCAGCCAUGCUGGUACGAAAGCGGACCAUCGCGCAGAAGGUAAUGGACUUUGUCGACUACCAAAGCCAGAUUAUGGGCGUCGUCGCCAAGUGACAGUUAACUCAUCAUCGUCAGCUUGCUGAUGAAUGAUGAACGAAUGAGUGAAUGAUCGUCUAGUCUAAGUGAAUGAGCGGAUAGACAUGUAGGGAGGAGUUUUGUGACUGAUUAUCAUGGAUAUAUUUUUUUUUUACUUUGUCGGGCGUUGGGGCCAAAUGACUGUUGAGUCAUCCUCAUCAUAUAACUGAUGAAUGAUGAACGAUUGAGUGAAUGGUUGUCUAGUCUAACGUAUUAGAAACAGUUUGAAAUUGUGCUCUCUGGUUCUAUUAAAUUAAACCGAUUUAUCCAAAUUGAUGAAAUCUGUUCCAAGAGUUGACCGGAAAGUAGGAUUUCGUAUGAUUUUGAUCGUACAAUAACGGAUUUAAUUCUUAUUCUGCGAAACAGUAGAGGUGUAUAUGUAUAAAUAUAUAUGUCUGGAUGAAAAUUACUAAACCGAAAAUGAAAAAAAAUGCAGAUCACAUUAACUAUACCAAGCUAUGUGUGUUCAAAAACAGGUCUAAUAAGAGUAAUAAGUCAAGUAUAUUUGGCGUUUUAGCUUCACAAUUUGGCCUAAUAUUGGAACAAUUGGGAAGCAACUUCCCGAAGCAUUUUGUUAUGUCUUGGACUUUGAUUGACAUGUUUAUUUGUUGUGUUUGUAUAUUGAAUCAAUAUAUCUGUGUGCCAAUACGGGUGUAAACACGGAAAUAAACAGGUAUAUUUUAAUCUUAUUGCAAUGGCAUAAGGCGAAUAAGUGUGUAUGUAAUUAUUUGGUGGUGAACUUGGCACUUAGAGUGUCAACAAUUUAUUAUUAGAUGAGGCAUGUCACAAUAGGCACUUUUAUACGCUAAAGUCUAGACUAAACUUAUGCGGCACACAUUUGGUUUGGUUAAAAUGAGGGUAGUAUUAGUACACCACCUUUUUGUAAUUUUUCUCAGGUAGAAUUUUUAAAACUGUAAGGAGCGGACGAGGAAAUAGUUAUUUGUUUUACAAGGGAGCAAAGUUGUUGUUUAACCGCAUGUGCCA
Molecule: messenger RNA, 3326 nt
Organism: Leguminivora glycinivorella
Lineage: Eukaryota; Metazoa; Arthropoda; Insecta; Lepidoptera; Tortricidae
Product: calcium-independent phospholipase A2-gamma-like
Exons: 11
Coding region: 576-2321 (581 amino acids)
Biological process (GO): arachidonate metabolic process
Cellular component (GO): membrane
Source: RefSeq, a predicted model, not a curated record